Salvelinus sp. IW2-2015 is the source of this 9618-nucleotide messenger RNA. RefSeq names its product A-kinase anchor protein 13. Gene Ontology annotation, molecular function: MAP kinase scaffold activity; guanyl-nucleotide exchange factor activity. NCBI's taxonomy places the organism in Eukaryota, Metazoa, Chordata, Actinopteri, Salmoniformes, Salmonidae. Gene Ontology annotation, cellular component: membrane; actin cytoskeleton. Gene Ontology annotation, biological process: adrenergic receptor signaling pathway; regulation of Rho protein signal transduction; positive regulation of canonical NF-kappaB signal transduction. The record is from RefSeq and is a predicted model, not a curated record.
GAACUGAGAAUAGAGUUUUAAGCGUGAUCAACAAGUGGGCGCUCUGGGAACUAUCUAGUAGCCCUACUGCAUUUAGAAGUAGCGGCCAUUCAUUAUGCUGAGAAGAAGGGGGACUUUAUAUGAAAAUUAGAUGCCCAAGGGAUCUGGACUUCUCUCUGCAGAUCAAUGAGUAUACAAGGCACGAAAAGGUUGUCGUUUGUGUUCUGAUAACUUGUGAAUGGAGAGGGGAAUGCUUCGGAAAGAGGAACGCACGCUUUAAACACCCUCUAAAUUCGAGUGUCCAGUGUCAUGAAACUAAAUCCACAGCAAGCUCCGCUAUAUGGUAAGUGUCUUCUGACGGUGCAGCUGGGUGAUGAAGAGCGUUUGGAGGAUGUAGAGUUCUACCUGCUGUUUGCUGGCACCACCCAGAGGCACCUGACCAGUACCUUGAGGAUAAGCCAUGUCACCCUACAGGCUGUGUGCCCAGCCCAUGACUGCUGUGAGUCGGUGCAAGUCACGCUGUGCUCUGCGCGGUCUGAUGGCUCGGUGGACCCUGUGGCCGAGGAGCGCUUCCAGUUCGUCCAGGACCUGGCCUUCGACAUGGCCCAGUUCCUGGUGAGCGCUGCAGGGCGGGCCGACGKUCUGGAGGGGGCGCUGCUGCUGGAUGAGUGCCAGAUCCCCCUGCAGGAGUGUGAGCGACUGGACGAGAGCCUCUCCCUGGCACUCAGACACCUGGCCCUGCCCCAGGGGUGGAGCGUCCUGGGCGCCAACGUAGGCACACCACCAGGUACCAACCUGGACAACAGCAUUGCUGAGCCCGCUCCACACGAGACCCUCUUGCACUUUGCGGCUCGGCGCGGUCUGCGGAGGGUGGCCCUGUUCCUGCUCGAGCAGCCAGGAGGCAGAGAGGCUCUCAGACUGCCCAACAAGCAGGGCUCUACACCAGUCAGUGUGGCAGAGAAGAGGGGCCACGACCAGCUACAGCAGCUCUUCACUGAGGUUGAGACCUUGUCAGAGACCCGGAUAAAGACGGAGGAGAGGCAGUGUUACCCAGGAGGCCGAGUGCUGCAGCACCACCCUAAACUGAACACAUACACCCUGACGGUGGACACGUUGCUAGGGAAACCUCUGCCCAGCCUAAAGGAAGAGGUGGAGGAGCUACAGAAACUCAUACAGCGCCACAGAGACAACAAGGAAGAUCAUGUGCUCCAGCAGCAGUCCCCAGAUGAGCUGAACACUACAGCAGGAUCCAGUGGCAUCAGCAACACAUCAKCACACUCAGCCACAGAGUCCCAGCCCCCCCACAGCCAUGCCCAGCAGCGGAGAGAGGGCGAGACUCCAGCUUUCAGCGCACCAUCCUGUGGAGACCAGCAGGAGGAAGCUGAUAGAGAGAGGACAGGCGUAAUCACUGCCACGCAGGGCAGCAAGGCAGGGCGCUGUAAAAGGAACCAGGAAGAGAAAGAGAAGAGGAGAGCAGAGACUGAGACAGGCGAUAAGGCUGUUGCUGCUCCGACAAAGGCUUCACGAGCCAUGGGCCACACACAGUCUCAGGAACACACGGAACACACGGAAGCUAAGCAUCAGCCCCUGAGGACUACAGGCAGCAGCAGUAGUGGCUGUGGGGACAUAAGCGUUCAGAGGACUAUGGAAAGGCAGGGCGAGCCUGAGAACAUCCAGGAGAUGGAAUCUGGGGCUCCUGUGGAGAAUGGACAGCACGAUGGACAUAGCGGUGAGGUUGAGGUGGAGUAUGCUGAGGCCACUUCUGAAUGUACUCUUCAGAUUUUGACGGGAGCUGUGAGCCGCCAUGAGGCACAAGCUGUAGAGGCACAGGACUCCGAACAAAGACAGGAAACCACUACAGCAGUGACAAGUUAUUCUGUGGAACCCGAGUGGGCCGAUAACAGCAACCAGACCCGGGUGUCUGAGAGGGGCGGUACAGACGAAAGAAAGACAGAGGCAGGAAACCCCAGCCAACAGACCAACGGUAGCACUGAGACAACCAGCAGCAGAAGUGGAGAGACUGACACAAACAGCAUGAAGAGCCCCAUUAUGGUGGAGGGAGAGAUCAAGAGCAGCCAUUCACACGGACCAGGUUACGUUACAGCAAAAGAACCCAGUGAGCAGCAGGUUCUGGAUCAGCAAGUUGAGGAUACAGUGGAGGUAGUGRCAACCCCACCACAGCCAAGGCAGGACCAGGACGGCACCCACAGCCAGGGCCACGAGACUGGGCAGGAAUGUGAGGAACAGCCGUCCACUGACUUAGCCAGCAGAACAGCUGAGGACAGAGAGAGUGGAGAGACCAUGGGGCGACAACACUAUGAUGUCAUGGUCCACACAUCCUCUUUUGAGGAGGGGGAACUCGUCCAGUCGGUCGGCUGCUCCACAGACAAACUGUCUAAGGAGGGGACAGUCACAGGACAGGAGGCCCCUGGGAAGAAGGUGUCUCUACAGUGGGCAUCGUUAGAAGAGGCAGACUCUCUGGCGUGUAGAGAGGAAAUAGCAGCCACAGCAGUAGCAGUGGUGGCCGUAGCAGUAGCAGCUGCUGUAGCAAGCCUAGAACAAUGCAACUCCAACUCCAUGCUGGAGGGAGGCCAGGUACAGGAAGCUGCCGCAGAGAUCCAGAGUAAGCAUCAGACCGGACCCAAAGACACUGCACGAAGGUCAGGGGUCACGGUGUCUGAGGCCACUGAGAACCUUAGCACCUCAGACAGGGGUCCGACUGUCUCAGCAAGUCCGUUAGAGGAGGAUGUGAUGGUCAAGAACCCCUCAAAGGGAGCGGAUGAGCCUCAUGUCAGACAGGGAGAGGAGAACAGUGAUCUGUCCAAUACCACACGUGGGAGUGAGAAUGGAGUGGAGGCCAGACUACCAGGCCUGAGUCUGACACAGGAAGAAAGUGUAGAAGCCAGCAGACAGUGUGCAGACUCCCACUCGCACACGUUGUUACAUGAUGAAAGGGCUGUGGACAGACAKAGUGCUGAGGUCAUAUCCUCCUCCUCCUCUAUCUCCCCAGAGAGAUCCUCAGAGCUGACACAUCAGGAGGCCAUCCCAGAGAGCCCGACCCCACCAGCCCCACCUGAACAUACACAUACACCCAGUGACUCGACCCUGACCACCCUUACACACCCAGACAGUGGUACAUCCCUGAAUCCAGAGCUGACUUCCCCCUUGGAGCUAGACAAUGGAACAGGCCUGGAUGACGAGCAGUACAGCUCCUCUGUGGAAGUAGUCAUUGGCAUGUCCUUGGGCCUUCAGUCUUCAGAUACACUGGAAAGCCUGGAUGGAGUGUGUGUGAGAAAGCUGGAUACUAAAGACGAGCAUUCUGAAGCUUUAAGACAGCUUGACAAGCCAGUGAAAGACAAAGAAAUAGUCUGUCCAUCCCAGGGAGAAGAGAAGGAGAAGAAGGAAUCCCUCUCAGACACAGCAGACUCUACACUGAUCCACAAAGAGAAGGAGUCAUUUUACCCUGUCCAGCCCUGCACAGAUCCCACACUACAGGUGAAGACCACGAUCCCAGAAUGCACAGAAUUCCCAGUAUCCCCAUGCUCAGAGAGUGUUGGAGGCUCUGUGUCGACCACUGGUGCCCUGCGGGACUCAGUCAGUGAUUUGGACAGUCUGGGAGAGAACAGUGUCUUCAGAAAGGGAGAGGAGGCUGUGACUAGGCCAAGUGAAAGCAACAGUGGUGUGUCGGUGUCCUUCUCCUCCAUAGACGACGUGGCCAGUGUGGGUCCCCUCAGCGCCUGCUCCCAGGGCAGUGUGGGUCCUCUCAGUGUCUCCUCCCAGGGCAGUGUGGGUCCUCUCAGUGUCUCCUCCCAGGGCAGUGUGGGUCCUCUCAGCGCCUGCUCCCAGGGCAGUGUGGGUCCUCUCAGCGCCUGCUCCCAGGGCAGUGUGGGUCCUCCUUGGGCAGGGGCGGGGGCAGGGGUGUUGAGCACUAGGGCCAGUUGGAGUGCCGGAGACGCCUGGCAGACGACAGGGAGGGGGGGAGAGGAGGACGAGAGGAAAGACAAGCUGACAGAGGUGCCUGUGUGCUCCGCUAUCCUGCGCUCCUCUAUCCGCUCACUCUCUCCGUUCCGCCGGCACAGCUGGGGCCCGGGGAAGAAUCCCGCAGGAGACACAGACAUGAACCAACGCAGUUUAUUGCAAGGUCAAGGGGAAGGGAAGCCUCGAAAGCCAACAUUUCAUAGGAGAAGUAUGAGCUGGUGUCCCUCCAACGUCCCCCCUCCCCACCCGGAACAGAUUGAUAGCAGAAGUUACAGUUUGGAGGGUCUGGCUGGAGAGGAGGAUGCUGGGAAGAUCUCCUCUGGUGUGGGAACUGUUGCACGUCUGGACAGUGAGGAGAGGGGCUCACUUCUGUCCCUAACAGAGGAGCAGGAGUCAGACCUGGGAGACUACAGCAGCCUCGACAGCCAGAAAUCAGGAAGAGUUCUGCCUGUGAGACACAGCUGUCCCUCCAUUCCUCACCAAGCACUCACCAAGUCGGUGUCCAUGAUGGCCAUCAGUCACAGAGACCUGGAUGGAAUGGGAUCGGCAUCACUAGAGCACAGCAUCUCUGAGGAGGACCCGGGGCCACUGCGGAGCGACUCUGAGGGGAGACAGGGGACCAAGGUCAGCCGCACCUUCAGUUACCUCAAGAGCAAGAUGAGUACUAAGAAGAACAAGGAGAAAGAGAAGGCUCAGGGGAAGGAUAAAGACUCCAAGGAGAAGGAGAAAAAAAACCUGAACGGCCAUCUCUUCAGCUCUGUGAACCCAGCCCCAUCCGCAACCUGCCACCAAUGCAACAAACCCAUUAUCACUAAAGAAGCCUUCCUCUGCACCAACUGCAAUGCACAGGUCCAUAAGGGCUGCAGAGAGCGUCUUCCUGUGUGUGUCCAGGUCAAAAUGAAGCAGCAGAAGCAGCAAACGGUGCCAGAUUCUGCGUCCAUAUCCGGAGUCAUGUUGAGAAGUAAAUCUACAUCAUCGACAUCGUCUCGGGAGCGUCCGUGGUCUGCCAUCUUGUCGCCUGAUGACCAGGCCAUGGUUACGGUGGCAGCGGUGGUGCCUCGCAGGAAUCACAGCAUCCUCCCCUUUAACAAAAGCAACCUGUCCAAGAGCAUCUCCAUCAGCAACAUCGCAGGGCCAUUGAUGGAUGAGAUGCCACUGAAGGGCCUGAAGUACCUGUCCCAGUCCACAGACUCACUGCACAAGACCUCCAAGGUCAAUGAGUCCACUGAGUCUCUCACUGAUGAAGGGACUGAGAUGAUGGACAGCCAGCUGAUGGGAGAGUUUGAGGCAGAGUCUAAGGAUCUUGAGGCAGACUCCUGGACCUUCACUGUGGACAAGAAGUAUGUGAAGGGGCUCAAGAAGGAGGUGGUCAAGAGACAGGACGUCAUCUAUGAGCUGGUCCAGACAGAGAUGCACCACGUACGGACGCUGAGGAUCAUGUCUGAGGUGUACAGUAAGGGCCUGCAGAAGGAGUUGCAGCUGGAGGCCCUGACGGUGGAGCGGGUGUUCCCCAUGCUGGAUGAACUCCUGGACCUACACACAGACUUCUUCACACACCUCCUGGAGCGCAAGAGGGAGUCUUCAAUCGAAGGUCGGGAUGACGGGAGCUUCCUCAUCCACAAGAUAGGAGACGUCCUUGUCUCACAGUUCUCAGGGCCCAAUGCGGACCGCAUGAAGAAAGUCUACGGGAAAUUCUGCAGUCGCCACAACGAGGCAGUUAACUUUUAUAAGGAGCUUCACACCAAAGACAAACGCUUCCAAGCCUUCAUUAAGAAAAAGAUGAGCAGCACAAUCGUCCGAAGACUAGGCAUUCCAGAGUGUAUCUUAUUAGUGACACAGCGAAUAACCAAAUACCCCGUGCUACUACAGAGGAUACUGCAUCACACCAAAGAGAAUGAGGAAGACCAUGACGAUAUAACCCAGGCUCUGAGGCUGGUGAAGGAGAUUCUAAAUGCAGUGGACAACAAGGUGAACGAACACGACAAGAAGAAACGGUUGAAAGAAGUGUACAGUCGUACGGACAGCAAGUCCAUUCAGAGGAUGAAGAGUGGCCAGAUGUUUGCACGGGAAGACCUGGUGAGAGGCAGGAGGCUGCUGCAUGAUGGACCACUGCAGCUCAAGAACUCUGCAGGCAGACUAAAGGAUGUCCAGGCCAUGCUGCUGUCCGACGUGUUUGUGUUCCUCCAGGAGAAAGACCAGAAAUAUGUCUUUGCCUCACUGGACCAGCGGUCCACGGUGAUCUCCCUGCAGAAGCUGAUUGUGCGUGAGGUGGCUAAUGAGGAGAGGGGUCUGUUCCUGAUCACAGCGGGGAUAGAGAAGCCAGAGAUGGUGGAGGUGCUGGCCAGCACCAAGGAGGAACGCAACACCUGGAUGCAGCUCAUACAGGACGCCAUGCACUCCAUAGAGAAGGAUGAUGAUGAGGGAAUCCCCAGUGAGACCGAGGAAGACAAGAGACUGCUAGAGACCAAAGCACGGGAGAUUAGAGAGCUGCUGAGGAAGAAGGAUGAGCAGAUCAUGAGUCUAUUGGAGGAGAAGGUGAAGGUGUUCAGGGAAAUGUGUGAGGGUGGCAGCAGACCAGCAGAGGAGACCAGACCAACCCAGUCUAUCAGGACCAGAAUGCUGUUUAGAGCCACCCCAGAUGACAUCACCAAGGGAGAGCCCAUCAUGAAGGAUGCCCUGAGGGAAGUGGAGACUCUCCAUGUGCUGGUGAAUGGAAGUCUGGGCGGGGCCGUGGGGCAGCAGGUGUCCAGUACCCAGGAUGCAUCAGGGGGCAGUGUGGGGCCGGUGUGUCUGCCUCGCCGCGCUGAGACCUUCGGAGGCUUCGACAGCCACCAGAUGAACAUCUCCAAGAACGGAGAGAAAGAAGAGGGGGAUGACUCAUUAGACCUUCGGAGGACUGAGUCAGACGGCGUGUUAAAGAAGGGGGGCAACAACAACCUACUGCUGCUGCUCAAGAGGAACAGUGAGCAGGUCCUCCAGAGUGUCACACACCUCCAUGACCUCCUCAGCACACUGCAGGCAGUGGUGGUGCAGCAGGACACCUUCAUCGAGGACCAGCGUCAUGCUCUGGCUGAGCGGCCAGCCUCACGCCACUCCUCCACCUCCUCCCUGUCCUCCUCCUCCUCACGGCCCAACUCCCUGAUUGAGCAGGAGAAACAGCGCAGCCUGGAGAAGCAGAGGCAGGAGGUGGCCAACCUGCAGCGCCAGCAGGUGGCCCACGCUGAUGAGAGGAGGAGGAGGGAGAGGGAGUGGGAGGUGAGGGAGUCGGGGCUGGGCGACAGGGAGGUGCAGGUGAAGGAGCAGGAGGAGGAGACAGUAAAGAGGCGUAGGCAGAUGGAGGAGGAGAGGAAGGAGCUGCUAAGGAGGAAGGAGGAGUACCAGAGGGAUCUGGAGAGGCUGAGGGACGCCCAGAGGAAGCUGGACAGAGACAAGGAGACGCUGCAGCGGGAGGCUGAGAUGGUGGAGCAGAUGAAGAAAGCCGAGGUAGAGCAGGCACACAGGACCCAGCGGACGCCCUCCACCACCUCAGAGGAGUCCAUGAAGUUUCAGAGCUCCACCUCUCUGGAUAAAGAGCCUGGAGGAGGGGAGGCAGAGCUGUCCUCCUCCCCCACCACCAAAGAACCCUUCCUCAGGAUGGGCUCCAAGAGGAAAGGGAAGAACCUGAACCCCUUCUCCUCCUCGUCCUCUUCCUCCAACGCCAGCUCCAAGGCCCAGAGCAGCACAGAGGGCCAGAACCAAAUCCCUAACCGCCUGAUGCAGAUGGCCAAGACCAAGGACAAGGAGAAGAAGAAGAAGAAAGGGAAGGGGCAGCAAUCACAGCCAGAUCCUGAAAACACUGGGGGCACAGAGCCUCAGGGCGACGGAAAGAUCUUCUUCUGCUGAUCCCUCUGUCAUCCACUAUCCCACAAUGCCCCACACUCACUGCAUCAACUGACUGCCAGACCAUGUAGUAGUGUGGCCAGAUAGACAUGCACCCCAUUGACAUACUGUACCCUACCCACUGACCUGGACCUGGAGGGGUCGGCCAUGGCCAAGGACAGGAUGUACAGCUUGAGCACUUCCUGUGAACUUAUUACGGAACCAUGCAGACACUUCCCGCUUAGUUGCCACUGAAUUGUCAAGGUGUAACUUUUGGAUGAAGAUAAUUCGGGUUUGAUUCUGUGGUGAAGCUGCAAGUCUGCUGUGGCAUGGAUUGGAUUGGUAUGCAUGGGUUGGUUACUUUGGUGUUUGAUAGUGUUCAGAAAUGAUUUGGACAGUUUCAGGAAUUUUACCAUGGCUAGAAGAAGAUUUAGCAUUCAUGAAGUAUACAGUAGCUAACAUUCGUUUUCUAUGUGAAGGGAAGGUUUAACAGAGCAGGUGUCGUAGGGGAGUGACUGGUAGAAUGUUCUGCAUUUCACAAAUUCAAGUAUACCCUAAUAGCCAAUAUGACAAAAGAGAGCAUACAGUACACCCUAUUCAACAAUUCCAGUUGAGUGAGUAAAGCUUAUGUAAUAGUGUUUAUUGACAUACUUCUAAAGGUAUUGCUUAACACUGGGCCCCAUAAUGCUUCGUUCCCGCCUGUAAGGAACUACAGCCUCAUUUCUCCCAUCAGCACUACAUCAGUUGUAAAGAAAGGCAACUCAAGGCUAGAGAAGACAUGACUAACCACAGAGUCCGAGUUGUGAGAAGAGGAUGAAUGAGUCUGGGAGAAACGGAAAACAAGACAAGCCAAAGAAAGAGAAAGAAUAGCUUGUAAUGGAGGAGAGAAAAGAGAAAAGAGAGAGAGAGAGAUGAGUGACGAAGCGAAACUCAAAGACAUAGUGGCUGACUUGCUUUUGUUGCUGUUGUCCACUUUGCAAUUGAAUAUAAUGAUGAUAAACUGUUAGACGCUACGGUUCCAGCUGACUGAAUGGGUAGAAGAAACAUUUGCGGUACUUGUUUCUAUUCCUCCACUGCACACUUGAGUUUGAAUUUGUGAACCCUUUUAUUUGUCAAUCACUGUAAUGCAAUACUGGCACAGGGUUUGAAGUUGAUGAUAAUAUUCACUCUGUUACAAGUGGCAAGACUUCCUGCUUUACAAUGAGUGACAAUCAUUCAAUAUACACAGACUAAAUCGAAAUCCAGACUGAUUAAGGGAUAUCUAUCUCACAAGAAUGGAUUUACAGAAACAAAAAUUCUGAUUACAUUUUUUGGGUAAUAUUUUAAUGCUGAUAUUGGAAUAGAUUAAUCUAGCCCUGACCAACCAUUCCCAUUGGAAUUACACUGAUACUGUAUAUCUGCCUGCAGGACAGGCUGUUCGUCUAUUAGUAAAACCAAACCAAACCUUUCCUCUGUACAAAACCCCAUAUUUCCCUAUUGUCCCUGCAGUCUGCUCUAGUAUUGGUAGCCUGUGGUACCAUAAGCUCUCUUGUGCCUCUCAAAUAGUCCAGAAUAAUUAAUGUCCCUGUAUUUUCUUCAUUUAUAUUUUUCCGUCCAUGCUCCAGUCUUGGGUUUUGAUCCAUAUAACCAGGGGUGCAUUAUGCGUAAUAUUUCAGUUUUGUCGUUUCUCUUUACUGCUGAUGAGCAGAAUUUAAAAUGAAAGCACAGCAAAGUCCUCUUCUGACUCUGUAAAACUGAAAUAUGGUGCUAAUCAUCAGUCACAUAGGCUGUGUUUACACCCAAUUCUGAUCUUUUUAUCACUAA